AUGGCUCGGAAAGAAAGCUGGGCUAGGUCUUCUUCCCUUAGAGAGGCUUAUUCUCCUUUCCCGAGUUCUCAAAUAUUUUCUUUAUUCUCUGUUUAUUCUAUUAUUAGUUCUAUUGUUCCGAUCCGCUUGUGUUUCAGGAAAUCAAACCGAAGUCAAUUCAUUCAACAAUGCCCCCUCGGGACAUUCUGUAUUGGAUUUUGCCAACACCGUUUCACCUUCCUUGCUUUCUGUUCUGUCUUGCAUUUCACCAUGGCACACUCUUCCUUUCAAACCGGUAAAAAGAAAGCCCUUAGCCAUCAUUACAUUACUUAUGCGCCAGCUUUCAUCUCCUUCCACCUAUACCUAAUCCAUUCAUACGGGAAAUGCCAUCCUAUUACUGUCCUAUCCCCUGCUUUUCAACCUUUCCGUAUCUCUCUUUGUACUCUUUCCUUUCUGUCUUUUCAAUUCUUUUCUUUCUUUAGUUUCUUUCUUAAGUAG
Nicotiana tabacum (common tobacco) is the source of this 477-nucleotide messenger RNA. The record is from the annotation of a RefSeq genome assembly. NCBI's taxonomy places the organism in Eukaryota, Viridiplantae, Streptophyta, Magnoliopsida, Solanales, Solanaceae.